GAUGGAAAAUGCGGACAAACACACCGAGAAACGAGAGCUUUUAUAGCGCGCGGUGUUCGAGGGGUCACAUCCUGAUGUAAAUGCCCCGCUGGUGCACUGAUAUCUACCCUCAUCUACCCCGAGAAAACCCCCGUGUGCGCGAGGACAGCCGCCGGAUUUCCACUCACUUUUCUUGGCAUGCCUUUGGAGCUCAGUCUCGGCUGAUCUCCGCGCCCGCCUGCACGCGUAUGAACGCAAGGAGACACGGGCACGAGCGCUUCGGAAACACCGAUGGCGUUGUUUAAAUGCUCGCGGUUCCGCUGUCAGCUGCACGUCGCGUGAAAUCCGAAGUGGGGGGGGAAAGUAAGAAAUCAAAUAAUUGCAGGAAGAUGGCGCCCACCAAGCCUAGCAUACAGCAAGACCCUUCCAGAAGAGAACGGUUGCAGGCUCUGAGGAAGGAGAAGUCACGUGAUGCCGCUCGCUCGCGCCGGGGGAAGGAAAAUUUCGAGUUCUACGAGCUGGCAAAGAUGCUUCCCCUCCCCGGCGCUAUCACCAGCCAGCUGGAUAAGGCCUCUAUCAUCCGCCUCACCAUCAGCUACCUGAAGAUGAGGGACUUCGCCAACCAGGGAGACCCGCCGUGGAACCUGCGCAUCGAAGGACCGCCACCCAACACCUCAGUCAAAGCUAUCGGGUCCCAGCGUAGGCGGAGCCCCAGCGCUGUUGCCUCAGACAUCUUUGAGCCUCACCUUGGCAGCCACAUCCUGCAGUCCCUGGAUGGAUUUGUAUUUGCACUAAACAAGGAGGGGAGGUUUUUGUACAUUUCAGAGACGGUGUCCAUAUACCUUGGGCUUUCACAGGUAGAACUGACGGGCAGCAGUGUGUUUGACUAUGUUCAUCCGGGCGAUCACGUGGAGAUGGCCGAGCAGCUGGGCAUGAAGCUUCCGCCGGGGAGAGGACUGCUGUCUCAGGGCGCCGAGGACGGGGCCAGCUCUGCUUCCUCUUCCUCUCACUCUGAGACACCUGAGCCAGUGGAGUCGAGCAGCCCCAGUCUUCUGUCGCCGGAUAACACUCUAGAACGCUCCUUCUUCAUCCGUAUGAAGUCCACGCUUACUAAAAGAGGCAUACACAUCAAGUCGUCUGGGUACAAGGUGAUCCACAUAACCGGCAGACUGAGGAUAAGAAUGGCAUUAACACACAGUCGUUCGGUACCCAAUCAGAUUAUGGGAAUGGUCGUGGUCGCCCAUGCACUUCCUCCACCCACCAUCAACGAGGUUCGGAUCGACUGCCAGAUGUUUGUUACACGGGUCAAUAUGGAUCUCAACAUCAUCUACUGUGAAAAUAGAAUCAGCGACUACAUGGAUCUGACACCUGUCGACAUCGUAGGGAAGAGAUGUUAUCACUUCAUUCACGCCGAGGACGUGGAAGGCAUUCGGCAAAGCCAUUUAGACUUGAUGAAUAAAGGUCAGUGUGUCACAAAGUAUUACCGCUGGAUUCAAAAGAAUGGAGGUUAUAUCUGGAUCCAGUCUAGUGCCACCAUUGCAAUCAAUGCCAAGAACGCCAACGAAAAGAACAUCAUCUGGGUCAACUAUGUUCUCAGUAAUCCUGAGUACAAAGACACACCAAUGGAUAUUGCACAGCUACCCAACCUACCAGAGAAAGCGUCUGAGUCCUCAGAAACAUCCGAUUCGGAAUCAGACUCCAAGGAGCACUCUGAAGACAAUGAAAACUCCAAGUCAGAUGGGAAAGGGAACCAACCAUCCGAGAACAGCGAGGACCCCGAGUCGGACAGUAAGAAACAGACGGGCCGGCCGCCAGAGCAGGAGAUGAGACGACAGGAGGAAGGAGACAGUUCCAGCAAUCCCGAGAGUCAGGACAGUGAUGAUAGCCUGGAACCGUCCGACUGCGAAGCCGACCAUAAAGAAGGACAUCUGGCACGGUUGGGUGGCCUACACAUAAAGGUAGAGCGCUAUGGUGACGGGGAGGUAACAGAACUGCAGGACUCGCACUCAUCUUCCUCCUCAGAGGAAGAUGAGGGGGAUGAGAUUGUGAAGGAUUGCAACAGCGGAGAAGAGCUGAGCGGGCCGGCAAUGAGUAAACACCAGAAAAGAAAGAAGAGGAGGAAAAAGCAGAAAUGGGAUGGGAGUCGCCAACGCCUACGUCUGUCUCCCUCAGCCGCUGCCACCCCCAGCCCUGGCAGCCUGGACCCCACCCUCGGAGACCAGCCUCCACUCCUGCUUCCACCCUCCCCAACCAGUGCCUCCGUGCUCAAGAUCAAGACUGAGAUGUCGGAGCCUAUAAACUUCGACAACGACAGCAGCAUCUGGAACUACCCACCCAACCGAGAGAUCUCCCGCAAUGAGUCCCCCUACAGCAUGACAAAACCCCACGAUACCUUCCCUUCCCCCCAGCCUGCUGGCCUGCAGGUUUCCAUUCCUGACUCUGUCCUCACUCCACCUGGUGCCGAGGGUGGAGGAGGCAAUAGAAAGCCCAAUUUCAAUGGCAACAGUAGCAGCACCAACAACAACACCCCAACCACUGUGUCCAGUGCAACUCUGGGAAGCCUGGCUCCUCCUUCCAGUUCCACCACCGCAGACCCCCUCUCCCCACCUCUCUCUGCCUCACCGCGGGACAAGCAGCAGGGUACACCCACCUCCUCUGGUUCCCUGCUAUACUCUAGUGACCUAGAAGCCCUGCAGAGGUUACAAGCGGGCAACGUGGUGCUUCCGUUGGUGCAGAGAGUCACAGGCACACUUGCCGCCACCAGCACGGCGUCCCCGCGAGUCUACACCACUGGAACAAUCCGAUACGCCCCGGCAGAUGUCAGCCUGGCCAUGCAGGGCAACCUCCUGCCUAACACCCAUGCCGCUGUGAACUUUGUGGACGUCAACGGGCCAGGUUUCGGCAUAGACCCCAAGACACCCAUGGAGAUGCUGUACCACCAUGUGCACCGGCUCAACAUGUCCACCCCGUUUGGGGGCGCAGUCAGUGGAGCCGGGCUCACACAGAUGCCAGCUGCCAACGUCUUCACCACGGCAGAGGGACUCUUCUCCACGCUUCCAUUCCCUGUCUACAGCAACGGCAUCCACAACACACAGACUCUGGAGCGCAAGGAGGAUUGAAGCAAAACAUUGAGACCAUAUUACUGUGUUCAACUGUGUUCAAAAGACACUAAUGAGGCAAAAGACUGUAUCAAAGUUGGGGAAAAGUGAGAUGUUCUAGCACUUUGAAUUUUGAGCAAUUGAGCUUGUGUAUCUGAAAUGAAUGGUUUCUCUUCCUGUGACUUUCUAUCUCUUCUACUUGCUCUUUCUUCUCUCUCACAAGUUCUUGAUGGCAGUUUCGCUAAACAGACUCAACUCUAUUGUAAAGAGUUCCUUCAGAGCCACAGGGAAUUCGUAGCACUGUAGCGUGUGUUUUCUCUGCGGUGAGAUAUUUGUCCAGAGUAUGUAACAUCCCCAUGAGGAUGUCUUAAAGGUAUUUGAAAAGAAGAUUAAUAAGAAAAGAAGCUGUUCAUGUUUCUAAUGGUAUCUUGAUGUGAUUGAGAUUGUUUCUGACAAAAGGAUGUUACCCUAUUUGAUGUUGUUCAGAAGGUUAUAAUGUUCUUUCUAAAAGGGGAAUAGUGUUUUAAAAUAAUGUUUUUUCUUUGUUUUUAGAGCUCAAACUUAACUUGCAAAUCAUGCAUUUAAAAAAAAAAAAGCAAUUUUAGCCGGGUAUCGACCUGUGAAUAGAAUGUUACUACAAAAUCCCAGGACAUGGAACAGGUCAGUGUGAGAUUUUUCCAGUUCCAUCUUCUGUUUGCAGAUCCAUGGUGCUAUCAUUGAGUUACACUCACUCAGCUGGCUGAUGUCGGUACCGUUCAGGAACUCCAGACAAAUGGCGGCUUGUGAGCUUUUCUACAGAAUAGUCAAACCUCGAACAGAUUUGUUUUGUUUUGGUUUUGAUUUUGGUUAAUCACCAGUGAGCGCAGGAGGGUAUUUUUUGCUCAAUCUAAUUGAGUCAGAAAAGGGAUAUAGAAAAUGAUUAUUUUUUUACGUUUAACAGAACAUUACUUUCUAUCUCUCAGUGCAACUGAGGCUAAUUUUGCAUCACUUGAAGAUGAAUGUUAAACUCCAACAGGCUUUGGUCAAAGCUAUCCUUAAUUGUUUAGUUUUUUUUUAUUUUUAUUAUUAUUAUUCAUUUUUGUUUUCAACGUUUACACUCCCUCUUUAGCUUACAAGCCUGGUGUCUUUCCCAAAAUCGAUUACCCUUCAACCCUUUACCCUUUACUCUCUCUGAAAAAUCACAUAUCAAGCGGAGAUUGUAAUAUGGACAUGCAUUUUCAAUCAAAAAAUGUUUUAAAAAUCCACAUGUUGCCAAAAAAUUUUACUCUCACAGUUUGGUGUUAAAACACUGUGAUUUGAUGUUUAAAAAAAUGCUAAAGUAAUAAAACGGAAGAAAACUGUCACUUUAUCCUUUGGCAGCCGUCCAUCGAGUCAUCUAUUAUGCAGCGUGAUAACCGUAAACUUGUACAAUGUGUAAGUGUCAUUGGCUGUCAGUCUCCAUAGCAACUUAAGUGUGUGUUACUAUAUGCAGUAUAUACUGAGCUAAUGUAGCUGUUUUGUCCUUUGUCCUCUCUGUGCUAGUCCAGGCUUGGACGAGGGAAACAUUUGUUUCUCGUCCGGCCCCCUUGCAGUCUUAGUGAACCAGUGGAGGUUAGUGGAUUUUGUGUGGUGGCCUUUCCAAUGUAGUGUCACCUUUUUUGCUGCUUCCUUUUUGUAUGUAUUACUUUCUUAUGUUUCUGCUAUUGCUUUGCUGUCGUGUAGUCUACAGAUCUCUCUCUCUCUCUUCUUCUCAGAGAUAAAAGACUCUGAACUAGCUCAAAGGUUUAAGGAGCUUCUUUUUUUUUCUUUUUUUUUUUUUUUUUUUUUUUUUUUGCCACUGAGGAAUUCUGGGAUUGCAGUUUCCAGCUCCAAAAUAAUGAGGAAUUAAAACAAACUGAAGUAGCAUUUACUAGACUGGAACCUAAAAAGCCUCAGAUGUGAAACAUUCCCAGAGUCCCUUGUGCUUCUCUUGUGCAUUGGGUGUAUUUCAUUGGUUUCCACCAAACCUGUUGACUUCAAGAACCCUGCAACUCACAGGAAAUAUUAAAAGAUUACGGUAGUAUUUCAGGACAAUAAACAGUUUUAAAGAUUUCUAAAGAGAUGAAAAAAAAUAUUUCGCACUAUAAAAUCUAUUUUUAUAGGUGUUUUUGAAAUGCAUGUUUACUAAGUUGAUUGUUUGGUUUACUUGAUUUUGUUCGGUCCAACGGCUUUGUCGAUGUUUAGUGUUUUUUAGUCUGUCCAGCAAAGGGAAGAGGGAGCCUUUGUCUUUUUACCUGAAUCAGGCUUCCCCCCAACAUCAGGAAACUUGUGUCUGUGGUUUCUGUGAAGAUGUGUUGUUACUCAAACCCAGGUAAUGAUAUUCAUAUGUUUUUAAAAAUGAUAACGGGACUUGCUGUUGGAACAGUUGCAGGAGAGCUUGGCGUCACCGCUGCAGGUUAACGGGAUCCUAGAUUUUAGCAUUUUGUAUGUAGAGCAGAGACGUUUGGGACGGGGUGGGGGGGGAUUUAGGGGCAGCUCCCAAAACAGACACUGUGGACAAGGAAAUACACCCAUAUGUAACUGACCGAACAGCCGGGCGAGCUGUCUCAAUGUAUCUGUGUUGUGUCAAAAUGAUUGCUGGUGAUUUAAUCUUAAACUAAUCUCAGCUGCUGUCAGAUAAAUAGUGUUUAAAAUUACAAUAUGAGAAAUCAAUUCAUUACCUGUGAAGACUGUGUCUGUGUUUUUAACUAUUUCUUGUACAAUUAUACAGAUUCUUUUAUGAGGAACUUGGUGCCAAGUAGAAGAAUAUGGGAGAAAGGGGAUUCUCUUAAUAUCAGUGUUAACAGUGUGAUAAAUUCUAAAUACAAACCAAUUAAAAUAUUAAAAAGAGAAAACUAUGGUACAUUUUUUUAUUUUGUUUUUUGUUUUCAGAAGAAAAGAAAAAAAACAUAACUAACUGAAGCUAACUUUGAGUGCCUGGCUUUUUCUUUUUUUUUUUUUUUUUUUUAAACACCAUAUUUGUUCAUUUACCAUGAAUAAUGCUGCAAUUCAAAAAUGUACAUACUUCAUUUUACAACAGGGUUAUUUUAUACUUUUGUAGGUUUUCAUCAGUUAAAGCGACAUGUCAUACAUGGUUGUCUUUCUGUAACAGUUUUUUUACCAUCUUACAGGUGCCAUAUUCAUAAUAAACUUUUCUUGGAUUUGUUACUAUCUGGCAUCAUUUCUUUUACAUUCUGUUCAUCAUAAGUGAAUGCCAAACAUCAGUGAUUAUUCUUUGCUUUCCUCCUUUACUGCUUCUUUCUGUUCUUUCUUGCCGUCUUAUGUUUUCCCCCGGUCCUUAAUUUUGGUUAAUGCACGUACAGUAGUUGAUGCCUUUUUUAGUUACCAAUGGGUUUCAGGUAAGGGGAUAUCAAAAUAUUCCCAUGUAGCCCAGCUAUCUUUUACUUCCAUACACAAUAAAUGGCAAUCCAGUGCACUUGUACAGUGUCCAUAGGGCCUUUGAGUUCGACGUGUUUUAGCAGUGGCUGAGUGAAUCUCCUUUUCAUUGGACAGAUUCUCACGGGUAUUUCUGAUAUGUUAUUCCAUUAUUCAGUUAGCAGGAAAAUUUCAAUCUGUGUCUUCUACUAUACUGAUAUCACUGUAACUUCCUACAGCAAAGUUAAAUAAAA
Molecule: messenger RNA, 6703 nt
Organism: Myxocyprinus asiaticus (Chinese sucker)
Lineage: Eukaryota; Metazoa; Chordata; Actinopteri; Cypriniformes; Catostomidae
Product: neuronal PAS domain-containing protein 3-like
Exons: 11
Coding region: 285-3098 (937 amino acids)
Biological process (GO): regulation of transcription by RNA polymerase II
Molecular function (GO): DNA-binding transcription factor activity, RNA polymerase II-specific; RNA polymerase II transcription regulatory region sequence-specific DNA binding; protein dimerization activity
Source: RefSeq, a predicted model, not a curated record